AUGCCACGAAGAGGACAAAGGCCCGAGACUACCCACCAAGCCGCCACGACGCCCGACGAGUCCAAUGACGCCUCCUUGAUUUGGACACAAGCAAAGCCGCAGCAUCCGCCCCAAGCCAAAGUCAGUGCUGGACGGGUUCGCCUUGAUGGCCAAGGUUCGGUUGGAGAUUUAUCACUACAUGGUGAUAGGCCAAUCCACGGACUGCGGCUUCGAGCGAGACCAUUUGGUCGAUUUUUUUGUCCCGUUGACGCAGCCGGACACCCCCCCUACCUCGCUCAUGGAAUCACCGAGGUCUCUGGCCUCCGUCAAGAGUUUCUCGUUGAGGUUUUCAAAAGAGUGAUCCUUUCCUUCACGUCAAGCAAGUCCCUGAAGGAAUUCUCGAGGUUCAUUCACGCACAAUUCAACCUCGACCCAGCCCAAGUUCCUCGUCUUAACAUCAAGACCUGCAUUUUUCACAACGACUCCUUCCCCCAAGGUGUCACAUUCAAUCGAUACGAACCGGUAGACGUUGCUCACGACGAAAAGUCUCAAUUAUCACAAGAUGUGGCACAGGAUCUCGAGCAGAUGCACAACUUUUUGAAGCAGGUUGCUGGUAAACUCGACUUGGAACUACCGCCUCUACGCUCCUCUUUUGCGACAACAGAAGUGUCAAAAGAUGAAUCACCAAGCCAACCAAACAAAGACCAUCACGUCCCAUCUCGCGAUACUUCACCGAAACCACUGCCAGAAGACGAUGACUUGCCAUAUGCUCCCAUUCAUUCACUCUAUACUCUCACGAAAUUACGCGCGCUUCGCUCACCAGAUGAUCUCAACUCGCAGCAAAAUCAAGGCAUUGACGAUGUGAUCACGAGACGACUAAUUUCACUAUCCGACGCAGAAAGACUGUUUGAAUUUUAUAGAAAACGCCUGGAUCCUUAUAUCUACCUUAUUGGCUGUCCUUACGAAUCUAUGCAAGAAUUACGGCAGAAAAGUCAAUUUCUCCUCGUGGCGGUCCUGACAGUUGCCGCACUUCACGAUUCUACCGCCGACCACUUAUACCCUAUCUGCACCUCCGAAUUCAAAAGGCUUUUCGAGACAUCGAUAUUCGAAAGACGACUAAGCAGGGACUAUUUACGGGCUCUCUGCAUCGGCUGCUACUGGCUAAGCGAUUUAUCAUGGAUGCUAUCAGGCCACGCUAUACGACGAGCAGCGGAAUUCGACCUACACAACAGUUACGACAGAGCUAUCGAGAAAUCUAGUACAGAAGACGCUGAGUGUGCAAGAAUUUGGUACAUCCUUUGCGUCUGUGACCAACAGCUUGCGACGCAGUAUGGAAGGCCGUCUAUAGUGCAGGAAGAUGCUUCCACACAGGGAGCUAUAGACUUUCUGCACUCUGCCGUUUCGAACGAGGAAGACAGACGGUUGUUGAGUCAAGCUACUGUUCUUGAUCAAUGGUUCGCAUUUUGGACAGACCAAGUGCAAGAGCAAUGGCCCGGCAUCGGCGGCUUCCCACGAAAAGGAAUCAUCCUCCAUUAUAACUUUGCACAACUAUAUCUAUACUCACACGUUUUCCGGGGCAUAUCCAAAGACGACCAUAUUCCUCACUACUUUCUGGACUGUGCUCUGAACGGCAUCAAAGCAGCGACAACAAUCAUCGACAAAUUCCUCAAUGAUCCCGAUAUUACCUCCGGCAUAGUCGGCAUGCCGUCAUACGUCCACUCCAUGACUGCUUUUGCAUCAAUGUUUCUCACCAAAGUCGCCACGAAAUACCAUGAUCUUAUCGAACGCGAUAAGGUUUACGAUUUGAUUACUGGCUUGGUGCAGCAGUUUCGGUCACAACCUGCUGGAAAGUGGCAUUUGGCAAAUUUGAUGACUAGUGGGUUGGAGAGGAUGGCACAGACGUUAAAGCCGGAUGUUCCGGUCGAUAUGGGGUUGCCGUUGGGAGUUGGGAUGGAUCAGAGUGUUGAUGCUGGGAUAUCGGGAGUUGAUAAUUUCUUUCCUGAUUUGGCUGGUGACUUCUUUUUCAACUAUGAUAUGAGCUUUGAUAUGAACGCGUCUAUGUAG
Fusarium coffeatum is the source of this 2043-nucleotide messenger RNA. RefSeq lists its product as uncharacterized. Gene Ontology annotation, biological process: DNA-templated transcription; regulation of DNA-templated transcription. The record is from RefSeq and is a predicted model, not a curated record. Gene Ontology annotation, molecular function: zinc ion binding; DNA-binding transcription factor activity, RNA polymerase II-specific; transcription cis-regulatory region binding. NCBI's taxonomy places the organism in Eukaryota, Fungi, Ascomycota, Sordariomycetes, Hypocreales, Nectriaceae. The transcript is spliced from 6 exons. Gene Ontology annotation, cellular component: nucleus. Bases 1 to 2043 code for a protein of 680 amino acids.